AUGGGAGGUGCCCCAAGCAAGCCCAGCCCUCCUGCAGAGUCUCCACUGCCAUCUCUCCCCAUCCUUCUUAGAAACCCAAAGACAGAGGGAGAGGAGCCCAAGAAAUCUGGGGAAGAAGGGCCAAGGAGGGUAGAAGAGCAGCUGAAGAAGAAGGUUCCCCAUGAAUAUGAGGCCAUCAUCGGGGAAGCUGACGGGUCUCCUGGCAUCUCUCUAAACCAGGACAGGAAGGCAAGUUUUCUCCAUAAUCUCCUGAUUCCUCCACAUUUAUAAGCCAUGUUAGAGCGAGAAAGAAUCCCCAGAUGGUAUAAGUUUCCAAAUACAGAGUAAAGUUCUUGAAUGAAAUAAAACAAGAGAAAAUGGCCGUCUGAGAGCAAUCCUGCCAAGAUAUAUAUAACUGAUGUAAUCUCCAUCGCCAACUCUGUGGUGGGUCUUAUGCCCUCUGAAUAAGAGGGGGGAGACUAUGGCUAGAAAAAGAAAGAAGAGAAGAGAAGAGAAGAGGGGGGUUUCUAACGAUCUCAUCUCAUCUUGCUUCUGACAGAAGUUAUGGCUGGAUGAGAAGUCUGGGUCCAAAGAAGAGAAGAACUGCUUCACGCUGUCUGCUAGAGACCUGAAGAUCACAUGGGGAGAAGAUCCACGGUACUGGAGAUGGUCUCCUCAGAGAGAAACAAGGUGAUGUGUCUUCUCCCUGUAUUGCCCCACGUCAACCAUGUUUGCCAAAGAUGGUAAAAAAUUGCAUCUUUAUGUUGCUUUCAGGCCCGGCGCUGGCAUGGAAGUGGUGGAGCUACUGAAUGUGUGCUGGCUGGAGAUCCAUGGAAGGUUUGAGGUCUCCCACCUGACCCCAGGGGUGACCUACGACGUGGCCUUCCUGGUGAAGAUGAAGCCCUCUGCCUACGGCUGGAAUGCGCCGGUGAAUCUCAGGCUCACUGAUGCUGGAGGGCAUGUGCAGGGGAGAGUGGAGAGGCUGGCGGACAAACCCAGAGGAGAGUGGCUGGAGCUCAAGGCAGGUGAGAUUCGGACAGUGAAGGGGAGCAGAGGGGAGAUGGAAGUUUCCUUAUUUGAGUUUGAGGAUGGUGCAUGGAAGAGUGGGCUCAUUGUGGAGGGUGUUCAAAUCUACCCAAAGGCCUAA
Molecule: messenger RNA, 1126 nt
Organism: Spirodela intermedia
Lineage: Eukaryota; Viridiplantae; Streptophyta; Magnoliopsida; Alismatales; Araceae
Source: the annotation of a GenBank genome assembly